UGAAAAAUAGUUCGUAAAUCCCAGUUGGCCAGUUCAGUGGACAGUUGAAGUGUCCCCCCAAAAUUAUUUGUUUCCAUCAGCGUUGCAAGGCCCGCCCAUCGGACCUCGAUCGCCAGAAAUGUCCGCGACUAUGAGCGAAGAAUCCAGAACCAGUGCUUCCAGAAUGUUGAGGUCUGGUCCGUCCCGCGUCGUAGAAAGCGCGAUGAUUGGGGAUGGUCCGCACGUGCGACGACCACGUCACAACAACCCAAACCAGCCAAUUGCAAUGGCGACAGAUCAACGGUCCCGAGCAUCAACAACCCGGCGAAAUAACUUUCUGAGGAAAGUGAGCCUGCAACGCACCCUGGCGUUCUGCAACAGAAUAAGGAGCUUUGGAGGCCCAGCGUCCAGAUUUGGUUGCCUUUUGCAAUCGGACUCCGGAAUGAGACGGGAACUGCGUAGCAAUAUCCAUUGGCCGAUGAUGGAGAACUUGUUUGAGUUCGCUACUUGUAAUAAUGAAGAGCUCCAUGAAAGGAAAUUGUUCGCAGAUCAACGCCACUGGGGACGGGCUCAACUGCAUUUCCAGCAUUAUCUAGGAAUGCGACACCGCCAUCACCACAAUCUGAGAUCAUUCUCCCUGGAAUUCGAUCUAAGGCCCGGAAACAUGAAGUCCAUUUACGACGUGCUUUAUGGCAUGGGUCUCAAAGAGACCUUGAGGCUGGCCUUCAACGAGGUGCUCCACUUGCACUAGCUGUGGUGGAUUUGUGUGUUCCAACUAUCGGUAAUAAAAACUUAAGCCAAUGGAAA
This is a messenger RNA of Drosophila yakuba, 786 nucleotides long. RefSeq lists its product as uncharacterized. The coding region runs from base 119 to 730 and encodes 203 amino acids. The transcript has a single exon. The record is from RefSeq and is a predicted model, not a curated record. NCBI's taxonomy places the organism in Eukaryota, Metazoa, Arthropoda, Insecta, Diptera, Drosophilidae.